AUGGAAGAAGAAGAGGCCGAGCUGCGAAACCCCUUCCCCUCACCGCCUUCGCAGUACAACAAAUACAUCACACACGACCUGCAGCUACUAAGCCUCCUACGCGAGCGCGCGGGCGACGGAGACUUGGCGGCGGCGAACCAAGCGACGCUGCUCGCGGACCAGGACGACGUGCCGGAAUGGCCAUUGACACAGCUCGAGAAGCCACGGGUAGACUGGAUCGUCGAGGACGGGCAGUACACCGUGUUCGGGGACACUUGGUUUGUCAAGGAGACGAUUCCGUCACUCGCGGAUACCGGUGGGCACCAGCUGUACCCUACGGAUCCUAGCGUGGACCGUAGGCCGGCGAUGAAGACUAUCUUGAGCUCUCUCCUCGUCACCUACUCUCGCCUGUUGAGCGCGGUGCUGGCCCCGCCCCCGACUGCCUCUGCGACCGCGCCUCCGGAAUGGCAGAGGCAGCUCGAGUGGAUCAGGAUCAUGGCACAGAAUAUCAUGGCUGCCGCGAAUGAUCUGCGUCCUGUCCAGGCCAGAGGCAAUCUGGAGCUCAUGAUGAAGCGGCAGCUCGAGCUACGGCGCGAAGAGACGAAGGCGAUACACGCAAAAUGCGAUGCGUUAGAGACCAAAAUGGCCGAAAUGCAAGCAACGGCGCGGAACGCCAAGGAAGAGGGACAGCCCACGGCUCAGCCACAGUAUGCACAGCCAACUGGUGCCAUCUCUGUCACUCUGGAAGAUGUCUUGCGUUGGGCAGAAGAAAUCGGGUAG
This is a messenger RNA of Sparassis crispa, 759 nucleotides long. RefSeq lists its product with no specific name. Gene Ontology annotation, molecular function: transcription coregulator activity. The transcript has 6 exons. Gene Ontology annotation, biological process: regulation of transcription by RNA polymerase II. Lineage: Eukaryota; Fungi; Basidiomycota; Agaricomycetes; Polyporales; Sparassidaceae. Gene Ontology annotation, cellular component: core mediator complex; mediator complex. The record is from RefSeq and is a predicted model, not a curated record. The coding region runs from base 1 to 759 and encodes 252 amino acids.